Messenger RNA from Pelobates cultripes (western spadefoot toad), 21016 nucleotides. The record is from the annotation of a GenBank genome assembly. NCBI's taxonomy places the organism in Eukaryota, Metazoa, Chordata, Amphibia, Anura, Pelobatidae.
CAGCAAACAGCUUCCUGUCCUCCUGCUCCUGUUUGCCUGGGCCUGCAGAUUUACACAGCCUGAGGUGAUGGAUGUUGAGGUGAUCAGGUCAUCCCUCAGGGCUGCUGCAGCGUGGAUGGUGGCCGGCACCUAAGGGAGCAAUUGACAAGCAUUAGUGGAGGUAUGGCUGCCGGUGUGGGCACCCCCCAUGGCCUACCCUCCCCCUGGGGCACCCCCUGCGGUGUCCCAUGCGGCCCCUGCCCCUGGGGGCCGCACCAGCACUGUCAGGCAUUCCCACCCGCCUGCCAGGCUGUCCCAGGAUCAUACUCCCCGGCCCGGUGAGGAGCAGGACCCUGGGCCCGGGGCACCGCGGGGGCCGCGUGUCUGGGGCUGCAGGCACGCGGCCUACUACUGGGGGGGCUGGGAUCUGAGGCCUACUGGGGCCGCGCGGGUGGCACGGCCUUCAGACACGAGGCCUGCCACUGCCGCGCGGCCUGCUACCCCCAUGGCAGCCCAGCCUGCUACUUACUGGGCCGCCUACUACCUCCAGGCCGGGGAUGCGGCCUCCAACUGCCGCGCGGCCUACUCCUCUCCUCCCCCUCCACACCAUCCGCCCCGGCCGCCAGUGCUGGAUUGCGGGCCGGGGGCGGCUUUAAAUCCUGUGAGUUUUACGCUACAUAAGGAGUCUAACAUUAUGUAUAUGUGUAUAUGUAUAUAUAUGUAUAUGUAUGUAUAUAUAUGUAUGUAUAUAUUUUGCGCUAUGUUGUGUUAUUGGAUUGAUCACGAAUGGUCAUUUAAUUUCCUGGUGCAGUACUUAUUCUAUGUUGAUCUGGCACUGCUAGCAGUGGUGGAACAGGCCAUGGCUGGUUGUGGUGGCGUCCCCCGCUGAUUUUAGGUGUAAAACAGCGUGGUUGUGGCAGGGGUAUGUCCUUGCCAAUUGAGUUUCAGGGGUUACGUUUAAGUAUAUGGAAUGAGAUGAACAAGUUUUUAAGGUCUCAACCUCCCCUGCUUCAAAAGGUUAACAUUAGGUUGCCUGAGGUGUCGUGCCCAUCGAGCGUGGAUAAGGUCAGCUGAUGGCGGGCAUUGGAAAGAUAUGAUUUUAUGACGAGGGGGGAGGUGAGAGGAAGUGGUGAUUAGGAACCACUGUAUGUUUAUUGGCAAGGACGGUUGGGUCACUGUAUAACACUGUGUGGAGUUAUAUAUGUAUAUAUGUUAAUUUAUGCUUAUUUAUGUCUAACGUUUUGGUUACAGAAAAAGAAGAGAUUUAAUAAAUAAAGUUAUGGAUGUGUUAUGCAGUAAUUUAGUUUGUGAUAAUAAAUGCUGUGGCCUGUUCAUCCAUACUAAGUGGUCUGUCAUUAUUGGGGGGUUGAAUGGGGUUAGUUUUGUUAUAGGCUGCAUCGCAAUUCCCUACUACGUACAUACAAGUUAAGCAAUAAAUGAUUAACUAAUGACAAUUGCAAUAUUCAGUAAAACAGUUUGGAGCAAAAUACUCUGACCUGUGCCUUGGCUAGUAAGCAGCAAAGAAAGAGGAAGUCAUGUGUCUGUCAGGGCUUUAUAUAUGGAUGUGAUGCCUGUUACUGAUUGGUUUAAAGUUUAUUGAUUGACUUGUGCUGCUGGAGGCAUAAAGUAAAGAAAGUUAUGCAAAAUAUGAAGCCUCCUGCCAUGUGAUAAAAUUCAGUCUGUACAGGGUUUCAUUUUAAAAUUUUGUAAAUGAAUGUUUAUUUCCAGUACUCCAGUUCCUGUCAAACAUUUUCCCUGGCUAGCUAUUUAACCUUUAUCCACAUGUCCCACACAUACAUACAACGUGGGCUGUGCACACUCUCCAUGAGAUAAAUUCAUGCCAAAAAUUGGGUAUUAGUAGUUGUAGAACUGAGAGUUAACCACCGGGUCUGAAAGCCCUUCUGCUGCCAUGGACUUAUGAACCUGAAUGAAACAAGUCGGGCACACUCGACUAAACAACAAAAUAGCCCCAGGAAAAGGCUAAUAUAAUGAAUACUGGGUGCUCACCCACAUAAGGCUCUAUCCCCUAAAGAACCCAAAAUACAUAACAGUGUGAAUAGAGUAAGGAGCACAGCCAUAAAUCUUUAAAUAUAUGAAAAAAUCUUUAUUAAAUGGGUAUAUACUAUAGGACUGUCUCUUUAAAUAUUAUCCACAGAGGUACAAAGUCAUGCUAUUCAAAAGCAUUUACCAGAAAUGCAAUGAUAUAGGCAAAUAUAAACGCUCAAUGCGUAAUAACUGAAUGAAAGAAAUAUCAUGCAAACAGUCCACUAUAAUACUAGUAUAAUGAAAACCCAGACAUAUAAAAAAAUAGCAGCAAACCAUACCAAAUUCAGUGAGAAGUAGGGACAGAGUCAAUAAAAAAAAAAACAACGUUUCGGCUGAAAAGCCUUUGGCGGCACUGGUACAUUUAGGAGGCCUGGUAAAACUGUAUGUAAACUGAGAGUUUCACUCAUUCAAAAUGAUGAGAGAAACUGCCUUAGCGGAUAAACUACUUUUUUCUGGUACGCAGAGGUUUAUGGGAUUAACUGUAUUUCCUGGUGUGGGCAUAUCUGUAAGCAGUGCACCAAAGGGCGCUUUCAUUUGAAUUUUUUUAUUUUUAAAGUAUUUUUUUCAUUAUUGUAAUGCAUUAUCUUUAUAAUGUAUUCAAAAUAUGGAGUAAUAUUUACCCGUUAGUUUCCCUUUGAAGCCUGUAACCUCUUUGCAUCUGAUCUGAAGUACUAAAAACACAUAAGCCCUUAUGGUAAUUAUGAUUCGAUAAAACAAACCAAAAACAGUCCCAUCGUGUCCUUUUUUUUUUUUUUUAUCAAUAAUGUAGGCUUGUUGUGUUUAAAUACCAUAGUUAGUUCACUGAAAAGUGGUUUUAUUUUUUUUUUUUAGUGUAGGAACCCUGUAGCAUCUUCCUUGUUUCCACUCGGGCAGCACACGUGCUCUGAUGUCUUAGGAGCGAUGCUCCAGCCGCCAUAUUUGUUUUGGCGCAUUCAAAGUAAUGCAACAAAAGCAAAACCCGGAAGCGGAUACGAACAAUCAAACUUUAAUCCAGGAAGUGUAAUUUUUUUUCGUAGGCGACAGCGGAGUGAAAACAGUGAGUGAGACAGUAAGCAUGUGAAUACUAAUAUUAUAUUUGUAUCGCUCACUGACAGAGGGAAUGGGAGUAACACUUGCCCUCCUUGUUGUGGUUUGAGGGGUACAAUAUAAUAUAUAGAUUAUAUAUCCAGGGAGAUGUGCAGCUAGUGGGAAAAUCGAUUCAAAAAUUGGAUCCCAUUAUAUAUUACACAGACAUAUCAAAUAUAUAAACAAUGAUACAGUACCUACGAUCAGUCAGAAUUCUGUUCCACGUUAUCCUAUUGAUAGAAAACAGAAUUCUGUAGAUAACAUUUUUGUUUCCUGCAGAUUCCAAUCAAUACUUUGGUCCAAAGGCUGUAUAUAAUGAUGUAGGUCGUUGCUAAGAGAACUCAUAGGGGAGGAGAGCAUUUUUUAAGAUCAAAUAAUUCAUAUUUUAAAAAAUCGUUUUAUUUUGAGUGGGCAGAGAAUCUGUUAUGUUUUUAUGUUUACUGGGAAAUAGUCAUUUUCUGGAAAAUACACAAGUGAAUAGAACUUUUUUUUUUUUUUUUUUUUAAAUCUUUUUUUUAAAUCUGAUCAUCUGUUUUCUUAAAAAAAUAUAUUAAAGAGUUAGCAAGUGACAUUGCAUUCCAGAUUAGCCAGGCACUGCCAGGACAUGCAUUACAAAUGAGGAGGAGAAAUAGAAAGUUUUUUAUUUUUCUUCUCUGCUUUCUCUAUGAGGACUGCCAGUUCUACAGCAGAGAUGAUAGUGCUUCUAAUAAUGAUUAAAGCAACACUGCAUGCACCAUAAUCUGUACAUGGUGCUUCAGUGGUUAAGGUCCCACAAGUGCUCUAUCCUUGAGCUACUCCCUGCACAACUGAGCAUAGCUCAGACGGGGAGCUACGCCAGGCAUACCCCAAGUGAGAAGUCAUGUCAUCCUUAAAACGUUUGGAAUUAUUUACAAUGGGUGGGCAUCCAGUUCUCUGUAAAAAUGAAUGGUGGAUGGAGUGUUCAUUUAAUAGGGUGCAGGUGGAGGUAUCCGGUUACGGCAUAAGGUGUAGAUCUUUACAUUUAAUUUUUAUUCUUCACAUCUCACAAUUCUAUAUUUUUCUAAAUAUAGAAGGAUAAGGAACCAUGACCAUGAUUGGUUGCCCAUACUGAUAUGUGUAUUGAACUUAUAUAUGUAUUGAACACUGAAAGUGCACUGUCACCGUCUGGGGACUUUGUAAAUACCACUGACCGUGACAUCACCACUAGGGGUCCAGUGGGUGUGAGGGACAGGCAAAGAUGAGUUCUCCAUAACUGAACCUGUCCCUCGUGGGUGCUAUCUUCUCUCACUGGGUCCUCUUCAUUUCCUGGCACUCUCAGUAUAUUUAUGAAAUUCCAACACAGUCAAUAUGAGUAUUUUAUCUGACUUUAUGAAGUACUUAUAUUUCUUUUGGAUGGGAUAAGUAAAUAUAAUAUUAAAGAUAAAUCCUAGGAAGUGACAGUUCACCUUAUCAUAAUGGUAGCAGGAAUUAGAUUUACCAGAUUAUACAGAUUUUACUACAGGUAAACAUGACUGAUAUUUCACACAGAAGUUACAUUUACAUUCUCUAAAGUCUGUAUUGUCCUUUGUUGCAACCCAAGCUCAUAUAUGUUGAAUAAUUAUGACUGUAAUCAUUACAUGUUUGUUAUUAAUAACCGGAAUAAAAAAGACAAACCUUUUUGGUGACAAUAAAGCUAGUAAAAGUAAAAGGCAUACCCUAAGCACCAUAGCUACUACAGUGAGCUGUAGUGGUAAUAGUUUCAGGACUCCAUGCUGCCAUCUGUCGAUAGACUGUCAAAAAUAUGUAUGAAUGGCUGACAGCUGGUGUGAGUUGGUAUUAUAGUGCAAAGGUAUGAGCUUCAGCUUUGGCUUGCCAGCUCAGACCCAAAGUACUGCGGGCGACUGAAAGAGACUGGUAAUUUGACAAACUGUUUUUAGAGCUUAGAGUCAGACUAUGCCAGGGUUUUCCAGGCUCAUUAACCACUACAGCACAUUGUAAUUGUUAUGAUGCUUAGAGUAUCCCUUUCUUUUCUGUCUGUGAUUGAAAGGAGUGUACAGUUCCUUGGAAUUGUAGUGCACUGUUUUGUUUACACACUGAUGGUGCUUCAGCAUAAGUGGUUUGACGGCCUAUACUGAAAAACAUGGCUCUGGUGUGGUACAGACCAUAGUUUCAUGAAAAUAGUGUGUAGUUUUAACAGCAUUAUUGUAACUACUAUCAAUAUGUUUGUUAUACACAAACUGUUAUACAUGUAGUGAAAUGUGGUACAUCAGAGAUACAGCAUUCAUAAAAUGUGAUAUCUCAAAGUAGUGUUCUUUUCUCUCGUCCCCUGUCCCAUUGUCUUCUUUUCUCCCGUUCCCUGUCCCAUAGUGUUCUUUUCCCCCUUUUCCUGUCCCGUAGUGUUCCCCCUGUCCCAUAAUGUUCUUCCCCAACCUCCCUGUCCCAUUGUGUCCCCGUCCCAAGUCCAGUAUUCUUGACUUUUUUUUUUUAUAAUUCUUUAUUUUGGUGGUGCAUAAUAAAGACAUGGUUGGUACAUGGCAAAUUCGUAAGAUGCAGGUAUACAGAGUAGUUUUACAAUAGCAUUACUAUACUGUGGCACCAAUUUUUAAUUUUUUCCCAUAAUGCAACAAGGUUCAACUUUCGGGAUGUGUCUGAGAGGGGCGACUGGAUAAAGGGGUAGUUGUAUGGGUGGGAGCUCUCAGGUAUUCCCGAGCUUUAGGUAUUAAUAUGCUCGAGAUACUGUAUCUAGUGGACUAGAAUGGGGUCAGCAUAUUUUAGCUCAUGGAGGAUUGUAGGUGUUCACCCCGGGUAUAUUCUAAAGAUUGUCUGGUGGCCUGAGGUUGGGAAUAUCAGGUGUGCAGUAGUGGUGUUAGAUCGCCCCACUUAUGGGGGUUGUACCUCCGAUUCUAUAAAGUACCCCUAACCUAAGGGGGUAGCGGGGGGGUGAGAAGUCAGGAGGCUUCAGGCUACGGGCCAGUUCACUAUUAGUCGUCUCCAAUUGCUAUGCAUUCUACACAAACAUGGGAGAUAUGUAAGAAUAGAGGAAAGAGAAGUGAGAAAACAAAUUUAAACAAUAUAUCAACAGUUCUUCAUGUCCAGACUCGGGUGCGUUCAGGUGGUAGUAGCUUGCGAGGUGUCGCUCCUUGGGACGAAGGGGGUGAUGCGGUCUAGGUACCAGUUUCCAGCGGCAGUGUUAGAGUGCGGUCCCCUGUUCUGCCCUACCAGUCCCAGAGCUUUCAUGAGCGCUGGUGCCCCUUCUACAGAGGUGAUGGUGUGAUUAGUUCCAUUGUGGGGUACUAUCAGGGACCCUGGGGCUCCCCAGCGGUAGAUGAUGCUUGCGUUUCUCAAUUGUGAGGUGACAGUUCCCAUUGAUUUGCGCCAGAGUAGUGUGCUUUUGGUGAGAUCUUGAAAAAAAGACAAGGAGGAGCCCUCAAAGGUCAGAGGCGUUUUGUUUCUCAGGGCUGUCAUUAUUCGGGUUUUGUCUUGGAAGGUUAGGCAUCUGAGGAUGACGUCCCUUGCCACACCAGGUGUCAAAUUGGCAGAGCUAUUGAUGCGAUGCACCCCAUCUAUGAUUAUCGUUUUGGCGAUAGCAUGGGUUAAUAUGGUGGAUAGUAACCUGCGGAGAUAGUGUGGGAGCUCCUCAACUGUAACUUCAUCAGGGAUUCCACGUAUUUUUAUGUGAUUUCGGCGCUGUUUGUCUUCUAGGGCCGUGAGUUGCAGGGAGAAGUGUGAGUGAUGUUCUUGUAGCUGGUGCACUGUCUCUUUAAGGGUUUUUAUGUCUGAUCUGGCGUCAAGGAUAUCCUCCUCAGCGGUUUGCACCCGGUCUGUGAUGGUUUGUAUGUCGUUUCUCAACAGUUUUAGGUCUGCUGCCCAUAAUCUGUGUAUGUCAGCAAGCAGGUUUUCAAGUCAUUUUUGGUGGUGGGGGGCCGACCUGUCAGCGGUCUCAAUGGAGUUUAUGAGACUUGCCUGUGUGAGUAGCGUGGGUUCUUUCUCCCUCUGCGCCAGGGUGCUCGCCCCUUGAUUCUCUGGGGGAAGCGUUUUUGGGUUGUGCAGGUUGCCUCAGCAUGUCUCCUAUGUCCCUGCUGUCUGCCGUGGAGUUCGGUUUUUGUGACCGGCGUCCCAUUGCAGGCAUGGAGUUUUGGGUGGUCUGUGUGGCGUGAGGCUCGGUGCAUGGCGGGCUCACUGUGUAGCUACCGCGCAAGAGAGCGUCCAGGCCCGGGAUCGUCGGCGCGUAGUAGGCCGCAGACCUGCGCCGCGGCUUGGAGUGUUUCGCCGUGUAUAAAAACGGCAUCUAUCGGUGCGGCUCCGGUUAGGCAGGUCAGCUGGAGCGUUUUUAUGGUCGGAUGGGGCUUUGUUGGUAGGAUAUUGGCUGGUUUCAAGUUGUUUUUGGAGGAGCUUUCGAGAAUGGCGUCUGGUCUGGUCGGUUAGCAGGCCCCGCCCCCGUAUUCUUGACUUUUCAUGUUAUCAUUACUAUCUUUCAUUGUGAUAAUCAUCUGAAUUGUUAAUGCAAGCAUGUCUGUUAAACUAUGAACUACCAAAAAUAAAUAUAUAUAUAUAUAUAUAUAUAUAUAUACAUUUAUUUAUUUUUUAAUUAUUUUGGCAAAUUUGACCCGUUUUCGGCAAAAUAUUACGGCUGUCGAAAUUUCGCUGCAUCCCUAUCUCAAAGCAAGAAAAAGCUAAAUUUGGCCAUCUACAUAGUGGAUGAGUAAGUGCAUGUUAUCGACAUUAAAAAUUAUGAUUCUAUAAAUAAGUAAAUAAUAUUCCAUUAAUACGUUCAAGAGUAAACUGUUGAGAACUCAUUAUAAUAGAAAAUAGUACUUGGUAUUACAAGGCCAUGUCAGAGUGAUACAUGUGGUUUUAUACCGCUGUACUUGAGGCAUUCAGAGAAAGGCUUAAAUUGACUUGACAGUAUCAAGUUCUACAGCUCCCCAUAUCGUGUUCUAGAAGGUUUCGAUGGUGCUAGAAAAAAAACUGCAAAUAUGACCUCUGAAAAUAUAUGUACCACUGCACGUGUUGAAAUCUUCUCUCAGAAAACAUGUGCCAAGUGUUAUGGAAUGUUGCAUAUGUAGUUGUUUAUGUUAAAUUCUCAUGAGCAUCUUGAGGAGGCCAUUAUCAUCCUCCGGCAAGUAAAACUUCUAAUGAGCGUGCUUCAUUUUGCAUACACUUAGCGGAUACUUACUUUGUCAUCUAUGAGUUUAGAGAGUACCAUAAUCCCUUUAUUCUCUUUGUAACAUAAAGUGACAUUCUAAGUACUAUAACUACUGUUGCUGUAUUUUACUUGUUAUGGUGUUAGAAACCUUCUCAGCAAUUAUACCUUUUAUAUCCCUUGCAUUUUUAUGUCUUUGUCUGGAUCUAUUGCACCUAGAUUUCUCACCCAUUCCCACAGACUGCAAAGGAGAUUUGAAAAGCAUGAUCAAAUUGAAUUCAAUUUCCAAGAAUCCUCUUAGUACUAUAACUACAUCAAUAUCUUGUGCUUACGGUUGUUGUAGUGUUUUUAAUGGAGACCUCCCAAGCUACUAUGCAUUUCUGUGUUUUAAAGACUUUGUAGGGUAAGAACCUGAGAUCUAAUUUUGUGGGGGGUUUAAGACGGGAACAAGGAGUGCCACAUAUUUGUAAAAUGGAAUUAAAGAGAAUAUAGAACUUUAGAUACACAUACUUUUUUGACAAACCUUGUAUGUAUUUGUAGAGCAUUGUGAUGGAACCAGAGCUAUCAGACCGUUAUGACCACGCUCUCUUAGGAAUACUUCAACACGUGGGAAACAUCCAAGACUUUCUAAAUGUUUAUUUUGGCUUCUUGUACCGUAAGACAGACUUUUACCGGUUGCUUUUGAGUCCACAAGAACGCUUGGGGUUCCCUCCAGGUGUUGCUCAGAAUAUGGUACUGCAGGUAAGUACUUGUCGUUUGCAGUGUGGUACCAUGACUUGGUCCUCGUAGUGAAUCAUGCUUAUCUUCUCUCAGACCUUCAAAACCUAUGAGCGGAUGGCACUACAGGAUCAUGAGCAGAGAAUGCAAAAGUUGCAGGCUAAACUGGAAAGAAAAGAGCCGGAAGAAAAAAGAGCAGAGACUGAGCAGGAACUAGUUCCAGGAGAAGAAGUGGUCGUUGAGACACCUGAAGAAGAGGGUCAUGUGGAGCAGGAGAAGGCAGAAAGGGAAGCAACUGAUGUUGAAAAGAAAGAAGAUAGAGCAGAAGUUGAUGGAAACAGCCCUGGAGCAGCAGCAUCAAUGGAAAUGUAAAACCGUUUAUUCUGAAAAGUGUAUUAUUAUUUAGAUGGUUAUUUUAUCCAUUAUGGGUUUAUUCUAACACCUUUCUACUCCCAUUUAAACUUAUUAAUUUUCUCUUUCCAUUGCUUAUUUUGCUUUACCCAAUAUGUUGUAUCUUUUUUUUUUUCUAUGUUCUCUUCUUUCUCUUUAUCAUACGAUAUGUUUUCUUGCAUGUCCCACCAAAAUGUUGCUGCAUACAGUCAUUCCCUUUAUAGUGGUUUGCUGUUCAUUUAAUUACUACUGUCUUCUGCUAUCCAUCUAUCGUGUGUCUCCUUGUGCCACCCUACUCCUGAAACGUGGGCAACACCUCCCUAAAUCUCUUGUGCAGGUAGAUUAUGCCUCAUUAUUCUGCUUAAAAAGCACCUGAUGACUCCAAACUGUUGUAUAGUUGGGAAACCCUUAUGGUUGUACUUAAAAUCACAGUAAUACAAGGUUUUUGAGUCUUCAUAGUGUCUCCAGCUCAGGCAGCAUUAUGUGUAAUCUAAGCUUUCACAAACCCUCUUAUUAUAAUAGUCUCUACCACACAUGCUUGAAGGCUAUCUCAUGCAUCUGUAGUAAAUGUAAUAUCUAAAAAAUUUGCCUCCCUUUUCAUCAACAGCAUGAAGAGAUGGGUUUUAAAGUUUGCACUCAAUGGACUUUUUCAGUCUAGAUUACUAUAUAAAUUUUGUGCGUCAGCACUAUCAUCCCACCUUGCUUAUCCAAGAAGGUGUUUGAAGUACUCCCCUUUGUGAUCAGUAUAAAUCAGGAAUACAUAUACUUCCUAUAUAUCAUGGGAUGGUGAUUAUACUCUGCAUUAGGCUAGAUCAAUUUCCAACCCUUCAUAAUUAACCUAUAUUUAGCGUGGUUCUUCUCUGCCUAAUAUUGCCUGUAUUUCUUAUAAGGGUCCAAGAGGAUUUCCAGAAGGACCCAGACAGUUACAAUGGUGCUGUGCGAAAAAACUAUAUGUGGUCUCAGGAUUACACAGACGUGGAAAUUAAAAUCCCAGUGAAUAAAGAUGUCAUUAAAGGAAGACAGGUGAUUCCUUGUUCAUAUUUACAAAACACAUGCUAUCCAGAAAACUAGCAUUCUCAUGUAGCAUCUUGGAGGCAACUUAGGGUAAAGUUUAAGUAAUGGCAGAUAUCAACAAGAAAAAAGUCAGUUUCAGAAAGAAAGGCACUAGAACAGGGUUAGUAAACCUUGAUGUUUUGGAUUGACACCAGUAAGUUAAUUUCCUGUGCACAGAAAUAGUGUUGUGUACACAUCACAGACUCCCAGCAGAGGGUGGUAGAGACUAAUUUAUAAAGAUAAAAUGAGUCUGAAAAUGUCUUAAUGCUCUAUUGCUGCAAUGUUUUUACUUUAUUUAAAUCACAGUUUAUAUAUGCAUAUAUAUUUAAUCAUUAUUUUCAAUCCAUACAUGUUAUAAUCAGAAUGACAAGCACAUAUGACAAAUAUGUUAGAAGAAAGCGUUGCAUAUCGUGUCACGAAGUGUUGGAAAAUAAUUGAGAUUAUCCAAAAAUAGGAUACUUUUUGAAUUGUAAUCAUCCCUUCAAAUUACUAAAAAUGUUAAACUGAAGUGCUAUGAAUUACAAAAUUACUUAAAGGACCACUAUAGGCACCCAGACCACUUCAGCUCAAUGAACUGGUCUGGUUUCCAGGUCUCUCUAGUUUUAACCCUGCAGCUGAAAACAUAGCAGUUUCAGAGAAACUCACUGACAGCCACUAGAGGCCCCUUCCACGAUUCUCACUGUGAAAAUCACAUUGAGAAGACGUUGACAUCCAUAGGAAAGCAUUGGGUAAUGCUUUCCUAUGGGCGGUUUGAAUGCGCACACGGCUCUUGCCGUGCAUGCACAUUCGGCGCUGGCGUCAGCAGGAGGAGGAGAGGUCCCCAGCGCCGGGGGAGCCUGGUGCUGGAGAAAGGUAAGUGGCUGAAGGGGCUUUAACCCCGUCAGCCCAGCGGGAGGGGAGCCAUGAGGGUGGGGGGGGGACCUAAGGACUACAUAGUGCAAGGAAAACGAGUUUGUUUUCCUGGCACUAUAGUGGUCCUUUAUUUGAAUCUGAAGUCUAAUCAAAAUCCUGUCAGUUACCUUAAAACACAUUACUUUGUAGCAAAAGGUGGACCACUAUAAUGCUUUAAUAUACAACUUUCUAAGUUCUUCCACAUGUUUCUUGGUAUAUUAUUUGUAAAGGAGCUACUUAGUUAUAAUUAGAGAGGAGGAUGCAGGUGUGGUAACAUUCAAACGUAAAUAGAAGGCUGAAAGAAUAGGUUCUUUGGUAUUUUUGCCCCAGAAUUGAGGAGUAGCCAGUGGAGGUGUCCCUAGGCCAGGCAUAGGCAACCUUCGGCACUGCUGAUGUUUUUAACUACACCUCCCAUGAUGCUCUGCCAGCAUUAUGGGUUUAAGAGCAUUAUGGGGGAUGUAGUCCACAAUAUCUGGAGUGCCGAAGGUUGCCUACCUCGCCCUAGACUGUAAGGUAAACACUGACUUUUAUCUGAAAACCCGUGUUUACUGCAAAAAGCCUGAAGGGAAUCAUUCUACUCACCAGAACAAAUACAAUAAGCUGUAGUUGCUCUGGUGACUAGUGUGUCCUUUUAAAUAUUAGCUCUCUCUUUACAGGAAGUGUUUAGGAAGGCUGUGCAAAUCAGAUGCUGGGAGGUGUGGCAUGUGAUACUGCAGGGGCAUGAUCUAUAUACAAAAACUGCUUCAUUAAGCUAGUUGUUUUGGGUGCUAUAGUGUCCCUUUAGAUAUAGUUCAAUAAUCAUAUUCCAUUUACAUCAAUCAGAACUUAACUCCAAUCUUAAUGAUAAGAGGAGGAAUAUAAACUUAGUGGUGUGAAAAUGUUCCACAGAGCCAGACAGAAGAAACAGAAAGGUAUAAUACCUCCGCUAUAGCAACAAAUUGCUAGCAGCCUAUUGUACCGACCUCCCUCCCUUGAAAACUAGCUAAAUAUAAGUAGGCUACUGUGGCGCACCGCCUGGCAUCCUGACUGGGUACCUCCACCAAUCGUGCUUCCUAGCUGUAGCCGAGUACCCAAAGCAUUCCACCGGACACCAUAACCACCUUAGCCUCUUAGCCAAAGUAGCUUGGCUGGGGUCUUGCUGUCCCUCCUCACCCUGGACCAGUGAGAAGACCUCUCCUCCAAGAGAGUAUAGCAGUAUGUUCUUAAAAGAGCAGGUGAUUAUAGCAAUUCCCCCCCACACAUUAGACGAGGCUCUAUGCUGGGAAGUCUUCUGGUUUAAUGGGAGCCACACAUGGCCUUUUAUGUAACUCCCCAUGCCAGAGGUUUCCUUAAUUACAUUCCAGGCGCACUCCCCACUGGACCUAAGAGGAGACUAGUUACAAUCAAACAUUCCACACACUCUUGCCCUGUGCCUGAGAGAUAAUUACCUGAGCACACAAAUUAUGUAAUUAAAUUAUCAGGUACAAAACAUACAAUUUAACAAACUUCAAAAGCACUCCCAAAACACAUGAAAACUCCACAAAAGUCAUAUCCGCUGAUAGCCCCGAUCUGGAUGACCAACAUAUCCAAAAAUCACCCAGGUCGGUUCAGGGGUUCGGGAUUUUCAUGGAAGUCAAUUAUUUGACCGACUGUGCACAUGGUCUUAUGUCCCAAAAAGUUCCAGGGAAUCAGGGCUAACAGUCAGUCUCUUUUUGGGAGCACAAAAGUACGUAAAACACCGAACGGAAUCCUUAAAUUACUUGUGUAGCCUGUUCCCCUUGUUCGUGGGAACGUUUCCACCAAAGAGUGCCUUUCUAAGUGGCGUAGAAACGAACACAGGCAAUUAUGGAAGUCCAGCGGUGUUCGGGAGUUUCUGUGUCCGAUUUUAGUUCCAUGAAAUUCAUGCCCAAACACCACUGCCUGUGAAACAAGAUGUCCGCCACCUCGUGAUAGUUUAUAUGAAAUGCGGCCACCCAGACGAACACUUAAAACACUGCGGUGGAAAUUGCUACAAAGUAUCAAUUGGGCUUAACAAGCUCCCGGGUGGCCUUUGGCUCGUGCGGCUGUUCCCAAUUGCACGAACAGAGCCUUUUUAAAGUAUAUUAGCCAAGGUCUAUUGCAGGGGUCAUAGUCCUAGGGCAGGCGGCUGACAAGCAGGCUCCUCCAGGUGCCUGUGGCGAGGUUCUUUUCGCCACAGAUACAUUUGAAGAAACUUAAAAGAGUACAAUGCAAAAAGUGUUCAAGUGCAAGAUGAACAUGAGGCAAAUAGCCUAAUGCACGUUUUUGUGCUGCUGAUGCACGUUUGCCAGGGGCCAAACUGUAACUGGUAGAUUGCUACUUUAUAAAUGGAUUUACCUCAUUCCGUAUAAGCCAAUAUUUAGUUUGGGAAAUUAAGUUCACCCCAUGAUGUAAUUGCAUAAAUAAAGUGAGAGCUUACCAAUCAGAGGUCAAGUAUUCAUGACUGCUACCCCUCUGAGGGAGUGGUUGAAGAGAACUGGAAACUCCCUCUGCAACAUGUAUGGCGUAUCUAACUGCUCCUACCGAAAGGUCUAUUGUCCGUAAGGGGCAGGUAUUGUUUAGGGGCGGAUGCUCACUUGAAGGGGAGUCAUUUAUCCAGAUUUGAAACUCUGUCCUAUAUCAUCCUAUUUCUGCUGUGAUCUGUGCACUAAUAGACGCCCCGUAAGUAUACAUGUACAAAAAGACCAGUCAGAAAACAAAUAUAAGCGGUAAUCAUUAUAGACCUAUCAGUCAGAAAAAAUAUAUCGGACAGUGCUGUCUAUAGAUAUUGAUAGAUUACUACGUUCAGGGAAUCAUUAAUGUUUGAGUAAAGGGAAAUGUUCCAAAGGUAUAUCUUCUUCUAAAGGGGCUAUAUAGCUAUUCAGUGUGCUGGUGUAUACUAGGUUUUCCCCAAGUUGCUGUAUAGGCGAUAUUGGUCGCAGUUUGUAGUAUUCCCCUAAAUCACUGUUUAAGUAUUAAACAGCGAUCUGGAAAAGAGCUCAGUCUGAGAAUAGUGGCAAGAUUUACUUAUUUAAUCUGUUUUAAAGAGGUUGGAAAUGGAUAAUUUGAGAUUAUUACAUUUGUGGUUAUCCUUCCAAAACCUCUACACAGAUCUCUUAUUCUAAUGUAGAUAUUACCAGACAUGAAAACUGUUCAGGUUAGGUAUCUGACAAUACGUUUAUAGGUCCAUCAGAUGUAUACCUAUUGGGUCACUUUUCGUGGAGGCUGAUUCUGACAAACAGUCUUUGGUAGAUGUUACUCGAUGCCUCAUGAUUUUUUUUUUUGUGUAAAGUGAAAUACAAAAAAGUAAAUAAAAGUGUUUCUGUAAUUGACCUUCAUAUAUGUAUAAAUUUACAAUUGACUAAAUCUAAGAAAUAAAGUAUUUUUUUGCAUAAUAGUAAUUUUAGUUCUGUAGUGCAUGUCACAAGUAGCUCUCCUUCCUUCUGUUUUUUCUUCUAGGUAACUGUGGAUCUGCAAAGCACAUCGAUCCGUGUGGUCGUGAGAGAUGGAGAAGGGGAACAUGUUGUAAUGAAUGGAAAUUUCACUCACAAAAUAAAUGCAGAAACCUCAUUUUGGAGCCUGGAACCUGGAAAGUGCAUUGUGGUAAUGCAGAUUGCAUUGUAAUGUGUGAGGAUGUGAUCGUUAUUCAUUAGUCUGCAACUGUUGAGUUGACUAGCUGCAAAUUUAAGACAAAAUAGCUGAGCCCGAAGAAAAACUGGAUUGGAAAAUGUUUUUAAUUUGGCUAUUUAGGCUUAAAAAGAGGAAUCGUCCAUUUUGAUUUUGAGGCAGUUCCACACAGAAAGGGGAUGUGUGAUUGAUUGACAGUAUUGUUUGAGAAUACACAUGUGAUCAUUGCUGGCAUGUCAUUGUUAUACUUGCAUGAGUUGCCCUGAGUGGUAAUAGUGGAUACAAAAGUAUGAUUUUUAGGUUCCUUUAGAGCAGGGGUUCUCAACCCAGUCCUCAAGGACCCCCCCGAACUGUCCAGGAUAUAGGGAUUACCCUGCUGUGUCUAAUGUAUUUUGGGGGGGAGGGGAGGAACAAACACUUUAGAUACAACAGGGCAAUCCCUAAAUCCUGGACUUGAGAUAAGCACAGCACGAAUAUGAGACCAAUACCUAUGACACACACUAAGGUUAUGUUGGUUCCUAGAGUGUACUUUAACUAAGCCUCAAAGGAACAUCUCUAAGCACACAAAUAAGCAUGGGGAAUCAUGGGGCACAGCACAUAAUGUGAAGAAGCAUACUCAAGUAUUUUCCCACCUUCUUGUACAAUAUGAACUUCUAGUUGACAAUCAACACACAAUAUGAUUUGCCCAAACUACAGAAAUGUUACCAGACUACAUAAUAAAACAAAACAUUUGACAUAAUUAAGACCUCAGAAACCAAUAUAAUCUAAAUAUUGACAUGUAUGCAUGCAAUAAUAAUGUGUGCUUGCAGAUCAGUUGGUCCUGAAGAGGUUAAAUAUUUUUUGAACAAUACAAUAUGUUUGGGUUUUACAGAUCAAUUUGUUGAGAUGGACAGGUAAUUUUGUAAAGUCGUGGAUUAAAAGAAAUUUGAUUUGGACGAACUGCUCCAAACUAACUAUUACACAAGUCUAUUACAUACCAGGUUUAAAUAGAUGCUGACUGUACAGCAAAUUGUUCAACAUAUCCUUGAUGUUUUCGCCAGCUUUCCCUUGCAUUAUCUGCUUCAGAUACUGAUUUUAAAGGAGCACUGUGGGCACCAUAACAACAUAAUUGGGAUACACUUUUUAUGAUGCCAGAAGCUCCUUGGUAUUAGCUUACCUUUAGGGGUUAAAUCUGCCUGGCGCCAGUUAGCUCUGCCCCUUUAACAUCUGUCUGAGUCCUGAAACAGGAAGCCUCAGACUGGGCGCCAAUGGUUGGCUAAGAAUGAUUGGCUAAGAAUGUUAAGUGACACUUUCAGUGUAGGUCCUCAUUCACAAAUUUACUUGAGAAAAUUACGUACAUUUCAGUGGCACCAUUUCAAAGUGUCCUGAUUCAAGCCCUCACCUCAUACGGAUAUGGGGAGCUGAUCGUCGUCAGACUGAAAACAUUGUUUCUAAACUGUUCAUUAACAGUGGAACCCCUGAACGUAAGACAACACCAGGGACGUAUUGUACCAUAACAACUUCAUUCUCAUUAUGUUGUUAUGGUGCCUGGAGUUUUCCUUUACGUGCUUUCUUGUGUUUCAUUUGGCCUCAUAUGUUAUGAAUUUAUCUAUUGUUUUUUGGAUGACAUAAGAACAUGUUUUGAAAAAGAUCUUUAGGUCAAAGUGUUGUCAUAGGGCAGGGGUAGGCAAACUUUUAGCAGCACUGUGCCGAUAUAGGAUUUUGAUGUCCCGUAGCGUGCUGAUCCUAUUUUUUUAAAUUGAGGUAUGUAUGCUGCCGUAUUCUGCUUGUGUUAUUUUUACUGUAAUUGCUUUGUACCGUUGAAUUUGUGCGUAUAUUAGCUAUUAUAUUGUAUAUGUUCAUUAGUAGUUUAUGGUAUCGUGUAUGAUACCUAUGAAUGUGGGCUGUGUAUGGGGGCUGCUUGUGGAAUUGUGUGUGGAUGGAUAUGUCCCAUUGUGUGUUUGGUAGUGUGUGGGGGCUGUUUGGGGUAUUGCAUGUGAGAGCCUGCAUGUGGGUUUGUGUGCAUGUAUGUGGAUUGUUAGUGGUGUUGCGUUUGUGGGGAUUGUGUGUAGGCUGUUCGUAUUAUUUGUAUGAUGGGAGGCUUAUUCUGCAGGUCUGUGUAUAUCUUGCAGUGUGGGUGGCUUCCCUGGGUUCUAGUGGGGACCAGGCUGGCCAGGUACAAGUCAAGGACAGGAUUUGCAACAGCAGCUGCAGGCUGCUCUACUACAGUGUGGAUUCCCAUUCACAAGUGCCGGAAUAAAGUGAUCUGAGAUCAUUUCCUCUACGUGCUGCAAUGCAUAAAUUGAGGGUUGCCCUUUACUACCUCUUCGUAUUAGCAGAUAUCUGAAGUUUCACUGAGACUCCUGAUAGGCCAGAGCCUGUUUGGCUCUAGCAGCCUUGAGUGCCGUGGAAAGACCCCUCGAGUGCCGUGCAUGGCACUAGUGCCGUAGGUUGCCUACCCCUGUCAUAGGGUUUCAUCAUUACCUAUUGCAGUGUAUUCAGCAAUAAUGCAUGCAGAGAUGUUAGGUCAAAGGCUACCCUUUUGGUAACCAUUCCAGCCAGUGAGCUUUAGGUUUAUUACAGAGGCAUUUUAACAAGUGGCAUAUGAGAUCAUUUGUCGCUAUUUUGUUUUCUGGAUUGUUUGUGUGUACCUUUUGGACUUUAGAAGCUGCCCAUUUAAAUGUAUGUGUGUGUUUAUACUGAGUUGUUUAAUGUGAAUUGAGCUAGUCCACUAUUACUUAGGAUGUCUGUGUAUCCAAAUUAAUGUAUAGGCUUUAGCACUGCAGGGUCAUUAGGCUACUGCUUUUACUAAGAGUAAAACGGACAGUCUACCAUAAUAAUGAAUAUACUUUCUUAAUAAGAAGGAGGAACACCCCAGAACUCAACAAAUGGUGGUUUUAUUCAAUUAUUCCAAAAGGGCAACGUUUUGGCAAUGUAGGUGUCUUUCUCAAGACCUAAAUAAAGUGUGUCAUACCAAAAUAUUAUAUAGAGGUGUGCAAGAAAGAAAUCAUCCAAUCACAGUAAUGUGUAACAAAUUGCUUGCAACCAAGCAAUCAGAAGUAACUGCAAAAAAUGAUCUGUCAAUUUGAACUGUUAUCUUACCGUGAUAAAUACAUCCUGUGUGUCUAAUAACAUGAGAAAGAUGGAAAUAAACCAAUAUAUCUAUUAAAUGCAGAUACAAUGUGUUACCAAUGUCACAAAAUAUACUGAACAUGUCUCUUUAAAAAAGAAAAAAACAACAAUUUUUGCAUUUACAUCUGAUUGCUUGAUUGCAUGCAGAUUGUUACAUAUUACUUUCAUUUUUCCUGUGCACACCUAUAUAAUAUUUUGCUAUGACACAUAUGUGUAUGGCUUGAGAAAGAGAUCUACAGUGUCAAAACAUUGCCCUUUUGUGAUGACCAUUAUACCACGAUUUGCCGAGUCCUGGGGUGCUCCUCCUUUUUAUUACAAAUUUAUAGUCCUGUGGGACGGUACCAGCCGCAAAGGAAGCUAAGAAGAUGGGCUCUUUAUUUUUAUUGUUUUUUUUCCCCCAAUGCACAUACUUUCUCAUUUUGUAAGCUGCAAUGUGUCACAAGCCAUUAUUCCUACAGAUCAGUCUGAGUAAAAUUGGGGAAUACUGGUGGAAUGCAAUCUUGGAAGGAGAGGAAACAAUUGACAUUGACAAGAUCAACAAGGAACGCAGCAUGGCAUGUGUUGAUGACGAGGAGCAUGCUGUGUUGGACAGACUUACUUUCGAUUACCACCAGAAACUGCAAGGGAAACCACAGAGUCAUGAAAUGGUAUGUCCUGAUAAGUCAAAGCACAGUAAAGUACUGCUUUAUUCUGCCUGCCAUUCUAUUCAGAUUUUGUUUCACUAAGCUCAAACAUAGGCUAUCUUUAUCCAUGUUCUCCUGCAUCAUUGCUGCUGCUUCCAGUUCUCACCUUACACUUCCUCAUAGCUGUUAUUGCCCAUCCAAUGCUGCUAGUUCCUACAUUUACCCCACAAUUUCAUGCACCAGCACUUCUUUCUAUCCUAAUGUACAGCCCCAACAGAAGUCACUCAUACAUACUGGACUGACUUAACACAGCUUUCAUUCCAUAUCAUUCUACUCUUUGCACAGUGGCCAUUCUACAUUGUAGAUCUGUAUAUCUGCUUCCUGUAUAGUUCCUAGGCUCACACAUUACUGUAACACUACAAUCUGCCCCUCUCAUUCUUGUACUAACUUAACAGUCACUGAGUUGUCACUCUCCUCAAUCAUGAUUUGCAUCUUAUAAUACAGCCCAUACAUCCAAAAGCCUUUUUUUGGUUUUUUAUUUCUUUAUUUUUUUGUGUGCAAGAAAUAUACAAGCAUGUUUAAAAUGCCACGUUAGCACAUAAAGAUUUGUCAACAUAGAUAAUAACUGGGCAUGUAGAAACAGCACAUUUUUAUAAUAAUCAUGUCAAGAAUAUAAAAAAGUCUCUGUUGAGGUUGUUGCUUUGGAGCUUGGAAACUGCCACCUGAGACCGACAUAACCCCUACCAGUGCAUAUGUGGGGAGGGGAGACGACAAUGGCCCAAAGUCGGAUAUUCAGUGUCGCAUGGCGUUGGGAGAGCGGCCGUCUCUCCUGCACCAGCCACGCUUGUAGGCCGUGUGGUACGGUCGGGGGGGAUCUCGUUGAAAGAUCUGCAUAUUUAGUAUCUGCAGAAUCCCCGCAGUGACCCCCCUCGCCUGGCAGUCCCAGUUAUCGAGAAACUGAUGUUUAUGCGCAGUUAUCGCGAAGCGGCUGUUUAUGAGCAGUUAUAACACUGUAAGCAGGAGCUGAUCUGAUUAGCGUCCACUCACCUCAGUGGUCAUGCCCAGCCCCUCCACAUGCCUCUUUUACUCUACGUCCUGUCCUGCUAUAUUUGCUAUUAUAAUUACACAACCGUACAUCACUGUCCCCAUAGCUCCAUACCCUGAAAUAAUUAAUUCUUUGUUAAUGUAUUUCCUCCUCUGGCUCCCUACAGAAAGUGCAUGAAAUGCUGAAGAAGGGUUGGGAAGCUGAUGGCUCGCCAUUCAAAGGCCAGGCGUUUGACCCCGGCAUGUUCAAUAUCUCUCCUGGAGCUGUGCAGUUCUAAAUUCCACCUGGGACAUCUACUGGAUCUUAUCAGUUGCCCUUGGGGGCCAAAGUUUACAGGGGAUAUAUUUAAGUGGCUAAUACCGUGUUUUGUUACCACAACCAUACAUGCCUAUUUAAAAUCCAUUUACAGACACGUUGAUCUGCAAUUUGGUGUGGAUUGGAGCUUCCCUGAUGUCUCAUUAUUGACAAAUACCACUAUAUGUUUAACAGGAAAAUUUUACCAGAAGAGAAAUUUUCUCCUCGUCUUUAAUGUUUGAGGGCAAGGAUUGCGUUUUAUAUGCUCUGUUAUUAGAAUUCAACAAGGUUGUAAUUUAUCUGGGUAAAAAAUGAGGAAUAACCCUCAAAAUCCCUUCAUAUAUUCUGUAAAAAAAAUUUAAACAUUUUACUAUCAGUGCAUAGCUUUAUAAAUAACAAUUUCACCAGUUCCCCUUAAUUAAUAUUAAACUAUAAUUUGUAAUUUACAGCAGCUGUACUCUUAUUAAUCCUAUCAUCAUAAGCCAGCAAGUGCUUUAGAGUGGUUCUAAAACUCCAGUUUGUAUAUAAUCAGAGAAAGCAAUUGAUAUGAACAGGAUCAGCAAAGAGCAAAGCAUUCAAUGGUUGAACAGCCACAGACUCUCUCACACUGCACAAAUUGUGAUGUCAUUUCCCAAGCAAAUGGGGAAACCACUGGAUCAAUAUUUAUCUUCUGUAAAAAAUAAAAAUAAAAGGUUUACAUAUUUGGGUUUCAUAUGAAAACAGUAACUGUAAAAUAAAAAUAUCCAUAACGUUUCAUGGUUACAGAGGUCAGUUUGUCAGAAGUAUAUAUAAUAUUGCAUAUAUGGUGUGUGAGUUCAUGUGUAAUGGCUUUUGAUUUAUUGUUUUAAGCGCCAACCAGGCCUAUUAAAACCUUCAUUCAGAGGAUGAUGAUAGGAGACAUCAGUUACAUGAUAUACUGAGAGAAUGUAAAAAAAUAAAAAUUUAGCUGUUUGCUCCUUUCUUGUGUUGUGGUAAAUUCACGCUCAAAACCGUGGAUGCUGAAUCUUAAGCAUGAGCUAGUAUAGAGCUUGCUGGUGUGGACACAAUAACCCCAAAUUGUCCACUUCCUUUUUUAGACUUAAAGGGAUACUAUAGUGC